Messenger RNA from Sciurus carolinensis (gray squirrel), 657 nucleotides. RefSeq names its product mature T cell proliferation 1 (gene Mtcp1). Gene Ontology annotation, molecular function: protein serine/threonine kinase activator activity. The transcript is spliced from 5 exons. Gene Ontology annotation, biological process: positive regulation of peptidyl-serine phosphorylation. The coding region runs from base 187 to 510 and encodes 107 amino acids. The record is from RefSeq and is a predicted model, not a curated record. Lineage: Eukaryota; Metazoa; Chordata; Mammalia; Rodentia; Sciuridae.
CCUCGGUUGGGGUUGCCCCUCGGCUUUUCCCCGGCUCACGUCGAGAUCUUGGUUCGAGUGACCCGGGGUGUGGGACCUGGAAGUUUUAGCCUAGCUGUUCUCGAGGCGGAGAAAUUAGCCCAAGAAACGUUAUAUUCAUGCUUAGGUGGAGAAAAGCAGGGCUAGAAUUGGAACCCAAAGCCCAGAAUGGCAGGAGAGGAUGUGGGGGCUCCACCCGAUCACCUCUGGGUUCACCAAGAGGGUAUCUACCGCGACGAAUACCAGCGCACAUGGGUGGCCGUUGUGGAAGAGGAGACAAGUUUCCUAAGGGCACGAGUCCAGCAAAUUCAGGUUCCCUUAGGUAACGCAGCUAGGCCAAGUCACCUUCUUACCUCCCAGCUACCUCUCAUGUGGCAACUCUACCCGGAGGAGCGCUACAUGGAUAACAACUCUCGCUUGUGGCAGAUACAGCAUCAUUUAAUGGUCAGGGGAGUACAGGAGCUGUUGCUUAAGCUUUUGCCUGAUGAUUAACCCGGUGCUGGGAUUCUAGGAAGAUAUGCUCCUCUGUUCUGUUCAGUAUAUGGCAAUCACUUCAUCCACCACUGCAGUGCACCCACCCUUGGGCCCGGGGGUGGGAGGGAGGGAGUGGGUUGAAAAACUCAUCAAGAACACAGAAGU